Messenger RNA from Betta splendens (Siamese fighting fish), 7638 nucleotides. Its product is annotated as GDNF family receptor alpha-1-like. Gene Ontology annotation, molecular function: signaling receptor activity. Bases 382 to 1743 code for a protein of 453 amino acids. Gene Ontology annotation, cellular component: external side of plasma membrane; signaling receptor complex. The record is from RefSeq and is a predicted model, not a curated record. The transcript has 8 exons. Gene Ontology annotation, biological process: nervous system development. Lineage: Eukaryota; Metazoa; Chordata; Actinopteri; Anabantiformes; Osphronemidae.
UGUCAGCAUCAUGAUCGCAGGACGUGCCGGGACCCUUUCACUAACGGAGCCGCGUCGUGGUGACUCCCGCUCGGUGACGCUUGAUGUUCGCGGAGCUGGAGCCGCGACCACAGACACACGGGGGCUGCUUCUCUCAGAUACUCAUCUCCUGCUUCCAUCAGGGGACUUGAAACUUGAGGGACUUUACCGCCGGUAGGCAGAGAACAAAAGGCGGACGACCGGACGGGCCAGUGUCGGCUCUGAAUGUAGCGGGCAGGACCGUCUGUCUGCGGGCGGGCGCACAGCGCAGCUGCAGCAGCUGGAGCAGCCGAGGACGCACCAAGUCCUGUCCCACGUCCCCGUGUUGUCACCCCCACCCCCCCGUCACCCGAGCGGUCGAACAUGAUCCUGCUUGGGACCGUGCUCGUUCUCUUCUUCUCAGGUGUGUUGGAAUCCUCGGCAUCCAUCUACCCUUUACCUUCUUCCCCCACUGACUGUGUUGAAGCUCAUCGGGUGUGUUCAGCCGAUCCCCAAUGCCAAGCUUUGUACCGGGGUUUGGAACUGUGUGCGGACGAUGCAGAGGUGUCCCCACUGGUGGAGCAGGUGGCGGCCGAGUGCCUGGAGAGACAGGACGCUCUGUUGGCCAAACACCCAGCUCUGCUGAUGUGCAAGUGUCACCGUGGCCUUCGCAGGGAGGAGCAGUGCCUGCACAUUUACUGGAGGGUGCGUCUUCAGCCAGGGGAGGAUGAAUUGGAAAUAUCACCCUAUGAUGACACACAAAUGGAUACUCGCAUGGCUUCUUUAGUGGCAGCCUCAACUUUCCUGCAGCUGGACAGUGAGAACCAGUGCCUGAAGGCAGCACAGGACUGCAGCCUGUUUGAGAAGUGCAGUUCCCUACGAUCGGAGUAUGUUCUGGCCUGCACCAAGAUGACUGCCGGGUCCACCCGCUGCAAUCAGCACAAAUGCCACCGUACUCUCCGGAGGUUCCUGGAGCGCGUACCUGAGGAGUACAGCUUAGGUGUCCUGUUCUGCCCCUGCACCAACACUCUGUGUGGUGAGAGGAGGAGGAAGACCAUCGUCCCCUCCUGUUCCUAUGAGGACAUGGAGGGACACCAAGCCAACUGCCUCCACCUGCAGAGCUUCUGCCGUAGGGACGACCUCUGCAGGUCUAGACUGGCUGAUUUUCUUAACAACUGCCAGCCGUCUCCUGUGACUACCAGCAGCUGUCUCAAGGACUCAGCAGGCCUCUGUCUUCGAGCCUACGCUGGACUCAUAGGUACCAUCAUGACACCCAACUACAUCAGUAACAGCUCUGCUGACGUGUCCCUGUGGUGCAACUGUGAAGGCAGUGGUAACCAGUGGCAAGAAUGUUUGCGCCUGCAGCGUAUGUUCACCCACAACCCCUGUCUGCGUAACUCUAUCAGCUGGAUGGGCAGCCCCGGCUCUUUGCCUGUAGACAUCACGCCUGCUCCUGCUCCCAGACCCUCCCCGUUGGUUCAGGAGGACGAGCAGCUGCUCAACAACCACCUUCCUGAGCACAACGUCAGAGUGGAGGAGAGUGAGGAAGAGGAAGAGCUGCCCAAGACAGUGGAGGACAAUAACGAAGGUGACCAGUUUGGCGUGAUUCCUCUGUACUCAGAGAGGGCCACUGUCUCCACCUUGGGUUCCCCUGGGACUGGGGCCACUGGAUCUGUUCAUAGCAGCUCAGCUGCAACCACAAUACUGCUUGUUUUGCUCCUAUCUGCCUCCGUCAGCUGGGGCUAAAGCACAGGACACAGUGAGCGCACACUCAUACAUGGAAACAUGCAUCCAUAUGUAAUGGACCUGCCAACAAUGCUGUCAAAUUAUAAGAAACUUAGUGAAGAAAUCUUGAACUUGAACUUUCUCAGUAGCAUCCCCCUAUCUCCUUGUUUGGUCUGACUGCAGCUUCAGUGGUGUAUCCAUGUGUUGGGGCCCAGAGCUGGUCCUGGGAGGGUGCAUGCAAAGUCUACCUAGUCCUGUCAUGGGUUUAUUAACUCCAUUGCUGCAUCAUGGUGGGUUGUGCUUACAGGAAACCAAAGGUAAUUAUCAGAGGAAAAUAUAAACAUAUGUAGAAAGAGAAAAUCCAACUAGAUGCUACUGUUGUUAUAAUGUGAUGAUGAAAGGAAGAACAGAAAAAUUCAAAUCUAAUGUAACCAAAUGAAAACAGCUCAUUCAGGAUUCAAUCCCAUGAAUCUAGGACAGUUCAACCUUUGGGUUAAUUAUCAGUGGAGUAGCUUCGUCUGUGUUUCAGUCUCAGCAUACGGUCCGAACACCACAUGGAUUAUUAGGCUGCGUAGCAUUCCAUAGCAGGAGACAGACACAAGCAAUAGGCUGUUUCAUUUCAUAAUACCCCAUUAGUGUUCCACUGCUGGCUGCCCCAGUUCCAUGAUGCAGGGAGGCAUCACUUUGUUGAGUUCAUCUGACCUGAUCACAUUUAAUCCACCCUGCUCAUGAAUGUAUGAAUACCCAUCAUCACCACCAGUUGUAGGGUGAAAUCAGUAAUUGUUAAAUGUGGCCAUUGUAUUUUGUUAAAAAUUUAAACGUUUGCAUCAUCACUAGUUGCAGUUUGUACAAAGGUGAAUUCCUUGUUGCAUCCAUUCAUUACAUCCUCAGAAUCUGUAAAGUACUUAAACUCAAAAGGUCCACACAUGCUUCUUAAUGUUGUCGAAGAAGUAAUUAACCUGCUUCUUUUGCAGACUUGAUUUUGCAGAUGAUAUUAGACCCCCCCCCCCAUUAGAGCUAAAGCCCAAUGCAUUCAGACAGCUUCAUGGUUGUGGUGGAUAAUGAUGGGUCCUGCUGAUUGUCUGGGUGAAGGCGGAGCGGACGUGCACUAUGAUGCAUCAGUCAGACUGUAUCAUGGUGAAGAAUGGGAUGCUCCUCUUCUCUUUGUUUGGUGAAGGUGAAGAACCAGGCCUGCUUGUGUGUGCAGAUGUGCAGAUGUGCAGGGAUCAGGUGGCAAAGAAAACCGGGUAUAGCUUUUUGUUCUCACCCACCCACACAUACAUACGUACAUUUGCACACAUACUUCGUGCCACGCAUUGAGCCGAUGCAGCCCUUUCUUGCAUUAUUGCUCCCUCCCCUGUGACUCAGGACCAGCCCCCGAGCUGCCACAGGCACCAUUAUAAAUAAAGCCGUCAUAAUAAAAACAACAGCCAGAAACAAUAUGAGCUUUAAAAUGGCAGAACAAAUCAAAUAGCUCCCCAGCAGGUGCAAAAACACACGCAACAUCUGAUGCUGGCAAAGACAGAAAUGAAAAGUUGUCAGGGAAUAAGUGGGAGAGAGCAGGAAGAAAAAGGCCAGCUCCCUGUGUGGUGUUUGGGCAUUUGAUGUUUUACUCGUUCUUGGAAGGCUGAUAAUCAGUCUCUGACAUCAUCUCUUUAUCAUCUGACAGACUGCUGGCUUGUGUGUUGUGUGUGAGGGGUUUCAGGCAGUAAAAGAAAUAGAGCAGUAUAGUGAGAACACAAAGGAGCCUGGAGUACAAACACAGCAGACAAAAUCGCCACUUCUCGUUCUCCUAUGUCAUAUAAAUCUUUUGCUGACAAUAAUUUUUCUGCUGGUUCCUUUCCAAUUCCUGGAGAAAUGUGUAAAAUUAACUUCCAUCUGCAGGGGCACCGGUGAUGGUAAAGGGCAAGAAGCUACGAGAAAAAAAUACAAAAAGGAGACUAGGAGAAUUUAAAGAAAGUAUUGCAAAUGAAAAUCAGGAAAAACAAGAGACAACACAAAAUUAACAGGGACAGAGAAAACAUUUGACAUAGAAGACGAAGAAAACUAUGAGUAAGGAAGAUGCUAACGAGAAAGGAGGAGGGUAUGAGGUGAAAAGUGGGUCCCACUGAAGGAAGGAACUAAACAUAAAGGAAGUCUAGAAGAGCAGGAAUUAAAGAAAGGCAGGAGGGAGAAAGACUAAAAGGAAGAAAGGGUGAGAAAAAUACUGAAGGGCAGAAGAAAGAGACUUUUCCCUUUGAGAAAAACUUAGGAUGCAAAAAGAAAAGUAAGAAGAAAAGGACCAACAGAAAUGGAAGAAGUGCAAAUAAGCAGAUCAAAAGGAGAAAACCCUAACCCCUGACCCCUAAAAGAUCAGAGGAAGCUUCAAUUGAGAAGUAAUAGGCCAGGUUUUAACUGAGGUUUAAUAUCUUUCUUUUGCGCAGGAGCCUCACUGCUCAGGAACCUCAUGAUGUUACUGCAGCUAUAGCAGGAUUUCCAUUCUGUUAGAGGAGGUGUUUCAUAUCAUUGCAAGUGACCCUGCUGUAAAAUAGCUAUUCACAAGGCAGUUACACAGAACUACAGCAACUGCUUGACUUAGACAAACCUCUACAUUAGCAGUUAUAAGUACAUUUCUACCACUGUUUCUGCAGCAGUGAGCCACACAGGACGAAAAGAGUUUAUGUCACACUAGAGUCUGCUUCAACUCUGUUUGUGUAUUGAAAGGGUCCAUAUCCUCUUUCCUCAGUUAAAACCACCAAACAUUCAGUUUAUUUAUUUAGUGCCAAUCCGCAACAAACAGCAUGUCAAGCCACUGUACAAUAAUACAACUCCUUAAAAUGAGUGCAUUCUGGAGACACACAUAAGUGAGCCAGAUGGUACCUGGAGGUGCCUGUAUGAAGGUAACAUGUAGCUAAAGGCUUUGCCUCCCACCCUGCAUUUAGAAUCACAGGAAUAUAGCAGAUAUGUACUAAAGCAGAGAGCAUGGAGUUGUUUCCACAGCAGCUUGUUCUGACGUUCUGUGUAGCUGCUUAGUCUGAGGUGAAGGAACAUAAUGCCAUGUGUCAUGGAGUCUGUCACUUCAGAUUCCCUAACUGAAUGUUGGGCUGCACUGCACAGAAUAAUUAAGACACAAAACCUUCAAGCUGGUCCAGCAGUCAGCGCUUACAGGAGGUCUGCUGCCUCCUCACAGCUCACCUCACACCAGACUGCUUCAUAGUCCCUCCAGCGUUUCACCAGUGGAGCCUCGACUGCUCCUACUACUUUAAAUGACCGAUGACCCGCUGACUUGUUUUGAGCUGGAGAUCAGUGCCUUGCUUAAAGGAUGUCUAACAAUUAGACAAUUCCCCUUUUCAGUUUGACAAAAGUGAGCUCAUAGUGUUCAGUAAAUUAACUCAAAAGAAUCCGGUGACCUCAGAACCACCGCCUUCAUCCAUCCUGCUAAAGGUCAGGCCACCUGCCAGCAAACAAUAGCAGGGGUUAAUUGAAAUCAGCAAGGGACAACGGAAGCGUGAGUGACGUGGCCAGUGGGGCUGGAGCCAGGGCCUGUAAGCUGUUGUUCAUUUUAAUUGUUGUCCUGUUUGGUUUGUCGACAGGUUUGACACUUGGUGGCAGGACGACAAGAGGGAUGGACAGAAGGAGAAAGGGAGAUGGCAGAGGGAGUGGACACUGUGAUUUACAUUAAUAUGUAGUGAAAUAAACAAGCGGAGAAGCCAUGCGUUAAAUCAACUCAGAGGAGAACGCCUCCGGGGAGAGAAGGACGGCAUUCCUUUUAUUGUUGUGUGCAGCACACUGACACACACACCCAUGUCAGAUUUGUGUGUCUGUUUUCUCUCUCCAGUAUUUUAGUAUUCUAAUCCAUCAUUGGCCUGACAUGGGGAUGCUGUCUCUCUCCCCUCUCCUCAUGUCUGUGUCUCUCUAUCCAAGCUACUGCACAGACACAGCAUCCAAAUGGAAGAUAAAGACAGAGCAGGGGAAAACAAACUCCACAGAGGGGGAAGGCUUUAUCCAGAGAGAUAAAGUGAUGGAGGAAAACAGUGACGGAGAGAUACAGAAGUAGUGGAGAAGGUGGGGGAGGAGUGGGGGUAAGCAAAAACAGACUGGAGGUAGGAGGAGCAGAAAAGAGGAAUGAAAGAUUGAGAGAUAGAGACAGGAGGGAUGGGAGUGUGUCAGUCCUGUUGCAUAGACACACACACACGCACACACACAUACACACACACACACACACACACACACAGACACACACACACACACACACACACACACACACACACUGUUGCUCUUAGACGCGGUUCUCUGCUACUUGGAUCCCUGCUUUUCAUGUAUUAAACCGAAUCCAAGAUACAGUGAAGACCAGUAUCAACCAACAUUCAUUCUGAGCACACAGCCAGUCAGGCUACGAUUGAAUCCCAGUAAAACUUCACAGUUACCAGCUUCUAGUUUUUUUUUACUUGUUAAAUUGCACCUUUUGUAGAAACUUUGAACUGAAACAGAAAUUAUUCCUACUGAUGUAUCAGAGCUGACAUUGUUUGUUCCGGGUGGAUUCACAGGCUGAAAGUGAGGCGCUGUGUUGGCCACAUUCAUACAAAUUAAUCUAAACAUUGGUCAAAUCACACGUGGGGUUUCUAUUUUGUGCCACUGCAGCUGUUUGCACUGUAUGUUUAUAUAAAUGUGUCAACUGUGUUUAAUAAGGGUUUGUGUAAAAUUCUCUAUUUACAUUUAUUUACAUUGUUUUGUAUAAUUUAUAGGAAAAUGUACUUUACAGUGCUAGAACUAUAAUCUCCAUUAUUUGUGUAUGUACCAUUAAAUAUGCAGUACUUAAUUGUUUGUCUGGAGUUUAAGAUUCCUCCAGGACCUUCCAGGGAUCCACUUGUGGAAUCCUGGGACUUCUUUUAGGAAUUGUUUCCAGAGUGGUUUCUCUUUGAUAGUUUUCACAGCUGGUAUGGAUGCACAAGCUGUGUGCCCUUGGCAUGCGUUGCCAUGGUUACUUCGAUCCCACCUAAGUUGGUGCACCCAGGGUGAUCCCAAAAUGCAAAUGGAGCUGAAUGAUCUUUGGUGGUGUGAUUCCUUUCAAUACACCAACACCUGGCGAGGGCGAGGCAGCCAUGCAACGCUUCUCCUCCCGCUUGACUGACUGACUGAAGCGUGUCCUCCCUCAUCCUCCCCCACCUCUUAUCCCGGCAGGUGCUUGGCUGAAUGGAACAUCAUCGCCAUGGAGAUUGAGGCAAUGACACGCGUGCACACACGCGCACACACACACACACACACACACACACACACACACACACACACACACACACACACACACACACACACACACACAUCACACCGUUACAGACUCAGAAAUGAGACUGGCUUUCAUGAGUGAGUGGCUGCGUCUGAUUCGAUGAAAAGUUGUCUCUCCAAAGAGGAGACAGCCACAUGGAUUGAGUUGUCACUUGAAUGGAACUCUUUCCUCUCUCUCUGUGAAAAUGGACGGAUUGCGCUCUGCCUCUCUUUCAUUCUGUCAAAUGUAAACCUUUCCUUUUAAUUCCAAACUGACGCUGAGCUGGAGAGAGAAGCAAGUGGAGAUAAAUGUACUCCAUUAAAAGAACAUUGAGCAAGACUGUGAGUGCUCUCCUCCCCUAGGACGGCACUAACACGGGCUUCCCUCGUGCUUUCAUUGUAGUAUGAUCCUUCGGUUCUGUGCUUUCUGCCUCUUGGACGCUAAGUGAACCUUUGACUGUUUCAGGCACAUGAACUCUAACUGCGUUCUCUGGCACACGAAUGAAAAAAAUAGAAGUUACAUCUGUCAAUACAGAUCAGUGGUUUUAAUGAGUGUGUAUUGGUAUUGAUGGUUCGUUGAGACGCUUGCCCCCCUGAGGGCAGGUGAAACACUCCAUGCCUGUGCUGUGCUCCAAAUGAAUAAUAAAAUAAAUGUACAAGCUGACAGUUCCUUAA